GUUUUGAUGAUUCAAGUUUGCCGUGAUGGCAAGGUAUGGUCGGCCGCCGAUGCCAAGAUCUUGCGGGAAGAGUUCAGGAUAGUCUGUGGCAGUGGAUGCAUCUGUCGAGAAAGCAGUAACAAGGCACCUCUCUGUCGCAUCCCGCUGCAAGUGACUUCGGAGCAGUUGCAUGUGGGACGGCUGCAUGGAUUCCUGGCCCCGCCACCAGCAACGGCAACAGCGGAGGCCACACCAACUCCCGUCCUGCGGGACUGGUGGCAUAACAUGUGGAAUGCAGUCACGUCCUGGUUCCAAUCUCCACCUUCAGAGCGCAUUAGUGAUAGCAACCGGCCACCAAAGCGGCCAAAGACAGACAACGGCAAAAGCAGCAGCAGUGCGAUGGACGCAGUGAACACGACGGACGUCCCCCUUCGUCACCGCGUUUUUCAGGACCUGUGGGAAAAAGGCUUGUACAUCACGUCCGGAUCCAAGUUUGGCGGCGACUUUUUGAUUUACGAUGCGGAUCCAUUGACCACCCAUGCGAAAGCCAUCGUCCUCGUCGCGGAAUCUCCGAUAGUGUGCGCGUCUGCGUUGGCGGGCUUUUGUCGACUCGCGCGGGCCGUGAAAAAGUCGUGGGUGGUCGCGUUUGCUGACGGCAGCCACGGCAUCUCGUACACCACACUUGUCCACGUCACCACCACCACCAGAGGAGGCACCGACGCUCGAUGAUUUAAUACUAGCUUGUACAGCUCCAGCGACUGUUUUCAAACAAUAACCAACAAUGUAGUCCAGGACUGAAUA
Aphanomyces astaci is the source of this 780-nucleotide messenger RNA. RefSeq lists its product as hypothetical. The coding region runs from base 7 to 708 and encodes 233 amino acids. The record is from RefSeq and is a predicted model, not a curated record. The transcript has 3 exons. Lineage: Eukaryota; Oomycota; Saprolegniomycetes; Saprolegniales; Verrucalvaceae. Gene Ontology annotation, biological process: tRNA splicing, via endonucleolytic cleavage and ligation; tRNA-type intron splice site recognition and cleavage. Gene Ontology annotation, molecular function: tRNA-intron lyase activity; nucleic acid binding.